AAUCGUCUAUAAUCUUCUUCGUUCACCGAAUCUUUCUGGGUUAGGUUUGUUUGUUCCUUUGUUUCAAAAUCAGAAGAAGAAGAAGAACAAGUCAAAGACGAUACCACAACAAUGGCGUCCUCCAACCUCCUCCUUGCGAUCUUCGUCGCAAUUUUGCUCUCGAUCACCACCAUCUCCGCCGCACGUCCUUGCAAAACCUUCCUCAUCUCCUCCUAUUCCCUCUCAAUAACCCCAGAAAACCCUAACCUCGAAUCCGAUUUCACCUCGACUCGAUUCGUCACCGUCUUCACCAUCCGUCGUCUCAAUCCUCACCACGUCGUUCCCUUUUUCGUCAAUCGCCGUCACGAGACGCCACAGAUCCAACGAUCGGAGGAAGAUCGUUCCCAAUUGUCUCUCCCUCUGGGCUCCGAUAACAUCAAUUCGUUCAGAGAUCGAACGAGAGACAUUCUCAGCGUCGUCGUGGCUCUCUUGUUCGGUGUUGGUUGCGGUGCUUUGACCGCUGCUACUAUGUACCUUGUUUGGGCUUUCGUUGUGAACCGUCAGAGCUAUGAUUUUGAGGAGGAAGAAGAUGAUUAUGAGAAUGAGGAAUCUGAUGCUGCUAGCUUGAAGAAGUUGGGUUAUGUUAAGAUUCCAGCUCUGUGAAUUCAGUUUCUGCAUAUUAUCAUGAUUUACGUUUGUUUGUUGCUUAUCCUAUGUUGCGUUUACGAUUUGUUAUCCAAUCUAAAACUUAAUAUACUCUUUAAGUGUUAUUGCUUUACGAUUUGUAGUGGCUGUUUGUUAUAUAAAGUGUGAUUAUGAUGUUUCCUA
Molecule: messenger RNA, 807 nt
Organism: Camelina sativa (false flax)
Lineage: Eukaryota; Viridiplantae; Streptophyta; Magnoliopsida; Brassicales; Brassicaceae
Source: RefSeq, a predicted model, not a curated record